AUGUACCCGAAUUGCGGCAGUACGGGUGGCAACGGUUCGCUCAUAGCAUCGGCCGGUUCGGUGAUUGGGAUCGCCUCAGACAUCGGCGGUUCCACGAGAAUACCGGCCUAUUUUUGCGGUGUAUUCGGUCACUGCACGACCCCAGAGCUGGUGCCCACAGACGAACACUGGCCGCCAUACCCGGCCGGUAGGGAUCGUAUGCUAUCGUACGGACCAAUGGUGCGGUACGCGUCUGAUAUGAAACCAAUACUCAAAGUAUUACUCGGAGACAAAGUCUCGGCCCUUAAGUUGGAUGAAAGCGUCGACUUAAGCAAACUUAAAGUCUAUUACAUGUUUGAAAUCAAUGACCCAUUGCUCACACCCGUCAGCGCCGAGACCCGCAAAGGGAUCUCUGAUGUGAUCCAGCAUUUGAAGAGUUUGGGCGCAACCGUCCAAGAGAUCCAUUUGAAGCAAUUCGAGCACUCAUUCCUCAUAUGGCAGUCCUCUAUGCGAGUGGAAGGCGUCACUCCUUUCGGUGAAGAACUCACUAACAGGAGUGGACCCAUAAACCCAUUCCUCGAGUUAUUUAAGUCCAUUUACGGCGGAUCUGAACACAGUCUCGAAGCCAUCUGUGUGUCCGUAUUUGAUGCCAACCCUCCCAAAGACGAAGUGUUGCGUAAAUUCAAAGCACUCGGCGAAGAGUUGAAGACAGAACUUCACAAAGUCUUGGGAGAUGACGGCGUUUUGCUAUUCCCUGACCAUCCGGACAGUGAAGUCAAACUGAACGCAACUCUAUUCAACUUCAAGAACUGUGUCUACACUGCGGUCUUCAACUGUCUGUCAGUGGCUGUAACUCAGGUCCCGUUAGGGCUCAACACCAGACGCCUACCACUGGGUGUUCAGGUGAUCGCCAAAGGAUUCAACGAUCACUUGACUAUCGCUGUGGCCGAAGAACUGGAGAGACAUUUCGGUGGUUGGGUUCCGCCCACAAGAAUCAAUUUGAAUCGUAUCAAAACUGGACAACCGCACAUUAAUGCUGUGAUCGAUGAACGCUAUGAACUGGCCGUAGAAGAAGCCAAAGAAGUCGAUAAACGGGUCACUCAUGAGCUUCAGGGCAAUGAACCACUCAAUGGAGUGUCCAUUCAUUCACAGCCAUUGUUAGGCAUUCCCUUUGCUGGUAAAGACAGUAUUCCCAUCAAAGGUCUCUUCCAAACCACUGGAUGUCCCGCUCGAAAGGGCAUUAAAGCCACAGAAGAUGCAAUUGUUGUGAAAUACCUUCGAGAUGCCGGUGCUAUACCGGUGUGUAUGACAAAUGUGCCGGAAUUGCUGUUGUGGUGGAAUGCAUACAACAAGCUCUAUGGACAGACAUACAACCCGUACGACAAAUCUGUCAUUCCUAGCGGUAGUUCUGGUGGUAGCGCAUCGCUUGUGUCAUCAGCCGGUGCUCCACUGGGCAUUGGAUCAGAUCUCGCGGGAUCCAUACGAAUGCCUUCAUUCUUCUGCGGUUUGUUCGGUCACUGCAUUACACACGAACUGAUUCCCAAAGACAAUCACUGGCCGCCAUAUAAUGAAGAAACUAAAAAACUCUUAACAUAUGGACCGAUAGUCCGAUUCGCGACUGAUUUGAAACCAAUGGUCAAAGUAUUUGUCGGCAAAAACGCAUCGCAACUAAAAUUAGACGAAAGCAUAGAUUUGACACAAAUUAAAGUCUAUUACAUGUAUGAAAUGGAUGACCCCUUCAUCACUCGUGUCACUCCAGAUGUACGGAAGGGUAUCACUGAUUGUGUGCAACAUAUGAAAAGUUUGGGCGCAACUGUUCAAGAGGUUAAUUUAGAUAAAUUAAAGCACUCCUGGUCAAUUUGGACGCUCACUAUGAAAGCAAUGAAUGACACGCCGAUGACUGAAGAGAUGACUAACAGAAACGGAUCCAUCAAUUUGUUCGCCGAGUUAUUCAAAACCCUUUUCGGCGGCUCUGAUCACACAUUAGGAGCACUCGCUUAUGCUGUUUGGGGUAAACUGUAUACAAGUGAACAGGAAAUACAAGAAUAUCUCAGAAUCCGGGACGAGUUGAAGACAGAACUGACACAACUCUUAGGUAUAGUUUGUUUGAUUCAUAUGUAG
Messenger RNA from Oppiella nova, 2100 nucleotides. The record is from the annotation of a GenBank genome assembly. Lineage: Eukaryota; Metazoa; Arthropoda; Arachnida; Sarcoptiformes; Oppiidae.